GUGAAAUUCGAUUUGGCGAUUUCACAAUUUUAGGUCUCUGACAGAGGUGAUUAUGGCCUAGCGUUUAUGAACUGGCCAACUGUACGCAAUGGAAGGCAGUAGAACAAUUGUCGUUUUAAAUCCUCCAUCAGGAGUAGAUGAAGAUGAAUUCACGAUUCACUUUCAGAAGACAAAGAAUGGUGGAGGUGACGUUGAUGAGGUUAAACUGGAGAAAGAUGUUGCUUUUGUAAUCUUCGACUCUUCGGAAGAUUUUGUAAAAGUCUUAAAUCAUCCUCAAAAACAAAUAAUUAAGGGUUGUGAACUUGAUGUUCGGUCAUACAGUUCAUGGUUGGAAACUACUCAGGAAAAUAAAAACAGUGCCUCUGGCAACAGUGACGACAUUGAUUCAGUUCCUACAAAAGAUGACGAGGCUAAAGCCACGAUCUAUGUCAGCGGUCUUAAAGAGUCAACGAAUGAUGAAACGAUCGCACUAUUUUUUGAAAAUAAACGAAGAACUGGUGGAGGCGAACUUCGUGAUGGGAAAGAAGGAUUUGAGCGAUUGUCUCCAACCGUAGCUCGGUUGACUUACGUUUCCUCUAAAGACGCUGAAAACGUGUUGAAAAAGGCCAAAGAAACACCUCUUGUACACGAAGGGAGUCCGCUUCAAGUGACCGCUGACUACGUACCCACCGAGGACCGAAGUAUAUUGAUGUUGACAAAUCUCAGUCCUGAUAUCAACGUGGAGACAUUGAAGAACUUUGUUGAAUCAAGGAAGAAUGCAGUUGUAUUCAAGAUCUUUCUUGGAAAACACGGAAAAGCUGUUGUUAUCCUUGAAGAGGAAAUUAAAGAUGAAGAUGAUUAUAAAGAAAAAAACAGCUCCAAAAAUUUGACAUUAGAAGGGCGUUCAGUGUCUUUAAAAUUUGCUCCACUGACCAAGGGGAUAAGAGUGAAGAAAAUACCAAAAACCACAACUAAAGAUGGUGUCAAAUACAAAUUUUCAAAUCAUAGAUUUGGUGGAGGUGAAGUCAUCAAUAUGGAGUUUGACAAAGAUAACGGAAUUGCCAAACGUUUUUUUAAAAGUUCGUCAGUUGUUUCCAACUUGGUGAAGAAAGACCAUGACAUCAUGGAGACACGUUUAACAGUGAUCCCGUUAUAUGAAGAUUUUGAAGAAUUGGAUGAAUCUGAAAAUAAAAUAACAGAAUUUCAUGGCGACAUCCCUUGUGAAAGCGACUUCGUUGACCAUAUGAUUCAUCAUCACAAUAUGUCUCAGUUUGAUUUAAAGUCAGUGACAUACGAUGAAACCAAGUCGACUUUUCAUUUUACAAAGGAUGUUGAAGAUGCUAAGGAUGGAGAAGAUCUAAGUAAAAGGUUAAAAGUAUACAUUAAUUCUUUUGAAAAGGAAACGUUGGUAAUUCCCACAAUUGUUUUCGAUCAAGUGAAGCUGAAGGCUCUUGAAAACAAAGUUGACUCAGAAAUCGAGGUAAGAUUUGAGAAGCCAAACGUUCUUUUUGGACGCAAGAAAGAAAUCACGAUGAAAAAGAAAGACAUCGAAAAAUUGGUCGAUGAGCUCACAUCUGCCGCAAAGACGGAAUCCGUUAAAAUUACGGCAGAAGAUGAUGAAGACAAAGCCACAAUUUAUGUUAGUGGUUUUAAAGAGUCCUGCACCAACGAUUCGAUUACACUAUUUUUUGAAAACGAACGAAGAUGUGGUGGAGGUGAACUUCGUGAGGGAAAAAAAGGAUUUACGCGAUUGUCUCCAACCGUAGCUCGAUUGACUUACGUUUCCUCAAAAGACGCUGAAAACGUGUUGAAAAAGGCCAAAGAAACACCUCUUGUACACGAAGGAAGUCCGCUUCAAGUGACCGCUGACUACGUACCCACCGAGGACCGAAGUAUAUUGAUUGUCACAAAUCUCAGUCCUGAUAUCAACGUGGAGACAUUGAAGAACUUUGUUGAAUCAAAGAAGAAUACAGUUGUCUUCAAGAUUUUUCUUGGAAAACACGGAAAAGCUGUUGUUAUCCUUGAAGAGGAAAUUAAAGAUGAAGAUGAUUAUAAAGAAAAAAACAGCUCCAAAAAUUUGACAUUAGGAGGGCGUUCAGUGUCUUUGAAAUUUGCUCCACUGACCAAGGGGAUAAGAGUGAAGAAAAUACCAAAAACCACAACUAAAGAUGAUGUCAAAUACAAAUUUUUAAAUCAUAGAAUUGGUGGAGGUGAAGUGAUCAAUAUGGAUUAUGAUCAAAAUAACGGAACUGCCGAACUUUUUUUUGAAAGUUCAUCUGUUGUUUCCAACUUGGUGAAGAAAGAUCAUGUCAUUAAGGAGACAUCUUUAACUGUGCUGCCUUUAUAUGAUGACUUUGAAGAAUUGGAUGAAGAUGAAAGUAAAAUAAAAGAAUUUCAUGGCGACGUCUAUGCUGACGGUGACGUCAUCAAACAUGUAUUGUUUCAUGACGAUAUGUCUCAGUUUGAUUUAAAGUCAAUGAAAUACGAUGAAACCAAGUCGACUGUUCAUUUUACAAAGGAUGUUGAAGAUCCCAAAGAUGGAGAACAUCUUGCUUCAAGGUUGCAAAUAUUUGUCGAUUCAUUUGCUAAGGAAACUUUAACGAUUCCUACAUUUGUAUUUGAUCAAGUAAAGCAGGAUGUUCUUGAAAAUGGAGAUGAAUCUGAGAUCGAGGUUAAAUUUGAAAAGUCCGGCAUUGUUCUUAUCGGACGCAAAAUCGAUGUCAGCACAAAAAAGAAAGAUAUUCAAAAACUGGUUGAUGAACUCACAGCUGCCUCCAAGAAGGAUUCCCUUGAUAUUGAGAUAAAAGAUAAAGAGAAGUUUAAUUUUUUCAUUGCCAUUGGAUAUUUCAAAGAACUGUUGGUCGAGUUUCCAGAUGUGGAAAUUCCUGGUAUUGGAGGGAGUACCUGUAAAUUGACUGUCCUUGGGUCAGCUGAAAGUGUGAAAAACAUGAAGAUGAGAGUUCUUGAGGAUCUUGAUAAAAUACACGUUAUUAAGAUCAAAUUGAGUGAUCAUCAACUCUAUUUCUUAAAACGAACCGACUGCCAAGUAGCCAAUGAAGCAUUAAAAAAAGACAAGGUAAUGUUAAUUGUUAAAGAGAUUGACGACCGUGUUGGCGCUAAACGUUUACAGCCUCAGUUGAUGUUCUUGAACGAGCCUGGUAAUAAUGAGGAAGAACGAGUUGUUGAAAUCAUAAAAUCGAAAACGUCAGAAAAGUUAGUAAAGAUUGAUGAAGAAACUGGAAAAUUUUUGGCAGAGUCCGACCAUUUAUCGACGUUUAUAAAAGAGCAAUUGAAUAACAAGAAGGUUUUGAUAUGCACUGAACAAGCAAAUCCAGAUAACAUCUCGAUUAUUUGUGAGGAAUCUAAGAUGAAGGAUGCCGAACAAGAUUUGAGAAAUUUAAUUGCCGAAAAUGAAAUUGACAACGUCGUCUUUAAACCAGUGAUAUCCGCAAAAGUUCGUUUCCUACAAGAACAUCGUUGGGACAAAAUCAUGAACAAAAUGCAAAUAUUGAAAAACGAAGGAGUUGGUGUUGAAAAAACUGCCGAUGCAAGUUCACUUAGAGUGAAGGGAACUCCAAAAGGAAAAAAGAAAAUGAUAGAAUAUCUUGAUAAGAAGGCAGGGGGAAUUAAUUCAAAGACCUUCCCGCUUUCCAAACCGGGAAUGAAGAAACAAAUGAGUUUGGAUGCAACAAAUGCCAUCAUUAGUGGAAUUGAAAAAAAACAUAACUGUGUGAUUGAGAAAAUUAUGGCUCACGAUCUUGACGAAGCCAAAGAUGAUUUCGCUGUUGCUGAGGAUGAUCAUAAGCCGGAUGGGAAAUCAUCAAUGAAUCUUCCAUUCGAUUCUAUGUCUUACGUUAAUGAUAAAGUUGUAAAAAUGACUUCCGGUCAAAGAAUCACCAUAGCUGUUGGUGACAUUGCAAAAGAAAAGGUUGAUGUUAUUGUCAAUAGUACAAAUGAAAAAAUGGAUUUAAAUGCGAAUCCUGUUGGAAAGGCUUUACUUAAAGUUGCCGGGAAUGACUUUUUGGAGGAAUGCAAGAAAAUUGGUGAAAUUAAAGUUGGAGGUGUUGUGGUAACUGGAGGUGGAAAACUCAACUGCAAAAGUGUUUAUCAUGUUCGUUUAUCUGAGUGGCAACAGGGCAAUGGAGCCAAGGUUCUCAGGUCUAUAGUAAAGAAUUGUGUCACGAAAAGCGAAAGCCAAAACUUCCAUUCGAUCGCAUUUCCCGCCAUUGGAACUGGAAACUUGAAAUUCCCACGGUCGGAGGUUGUUAAAAUCUUUUUUGAAGAAGUCACUUCUUAUUUUAAUGUGAAUCCUCAAUCGAAAGUUAAUAAUGUUCGAUUCGUGGCGUACGGUGGAGAUAAAGAAACCGUUGAUACAUUCUUAGGUGCUGUGGAAGAGAUGAAGCCUAUUUUAUCAGCAACUAAAACAAAUAUUCCAUCACACGAUCUGGGUUUUCCUGGCCAAUCACAAUCUGAAUUUGUACAAUCCUUUACACCAAGUAGCGCAACCACAAGUGAAAACUCAGACGGUAGCCUAGAGGUAAAGUUUCCAAAACAAACACCUCGAGUUGAAAUCGUCUGCGCUGACAUCAGCCAAGAAACCACUCAAUUGAUAAUGCACGUGACUAAUGAAAACUUCUCGUUGCAGGGGUCGCCAAGGCUUUGGUCAAAGCUGGUGGCCCCGGAAACCCAGCUAUCAAGAUCUGAAGAAAUGUCUCGACAAUUUUUCGAUGAUUUGUCAGGAAAAGGCAUUACAGAUGUAUCCUUUUCUGCCAUCGGUGCCGGUGCAAUGGGUUUCUCGGAAAGGGAAUCUGUGACUUUGAUAUUCGAUAAUAUAAGCCGAAUGGCCCUUAGCAAAAAUCCAACUCUGAAUUUGGUUCGCAUCGUGAUAUUUGAGAAGGGAAAUUCGAAGAAAUUUGGUAAACCAAAGAUUAGGUUAAAGGAUCCUGAAGCGAGUGGUUUGUCAGUCAAGAUAUUUUCCGAUGACAUGAAGUAUGUUGAAAGUGCUUGGUCAGACUUUUUAAAGAGAAUGGAAGAAAAUAUCAUGGAGCAUAACAUUCGUAAUGAAACAAUCAAAAAAUUUGGCGAGAGUGAAAAGAAAAAAAUUCGUGAAGUAGAGCGUAACUUUGAUGUCACAAUUAAGGUAGACUUCACCAAAGGAGAGGCCUGUAUUAAUGGUCAUGUUUCAGAUAUCCCUGAAAUUACCGACGCAUUGGGCAAUAUGUUUAAAGAAAUUGAAGAAAAAGAAAACAGCAAAGUUCCUGACUAUUGGGAAACCCCUCCAGACCAUAAUGUAUAUCAUGCAUUCGAACUUCAACCUAAGAGUGAUGAAUAUAUGAAGGUGAAAAAGGCAUUUGACAAGACCGCAAGCAACGAAAUAGUGAAGAUUGAAAGAAUACAAAACCAGGGUAUAUAUGAGCUGUAUAAUGUAAAACGUAAGGCUAUGAAAGAAAAAUAUGGCGACGCAGACUUUGCAGAUAAAGAGAAACAACUCUUUCAUGGUACUUCGAAGGAUAAUGUUGAAAAAAUUAAUUCAGGUGGACUGAACAGAAGCUUUGCUGGAAUACAUGCCACCGCUUUUGGUAAAGGUGUUUAUUUUGCACGAGAUGCCAGCUAUUCCCUUAGGGAAACAUAUUCUCCAAAAGAUGCAAAUGGAUUACGUUAUGUGUACUACGCUAGAGUUUUGGUUGGUGACUACGCUAAGGGUAAUUCAACCAUGUUGGUUCCACCAUCAAAAAACACCGCAGAUCCAAACGAAACCUAUGAUUCUGUCGUCAACGACACCAAAAAUCCUUCAAUAUUUGUCAUGUUUAAAGAUUACCAGUAUUAUACUGAAUAUCUUAUUACUUUUAAGUAACUUAAGUCAAUUAUUUUAAGAUGCACAAAAUUUUUCUUCUUUCGAUCAUGUAUUUAUUCAAAAUGUCUCAAUGAACAAUUGCCUGUGAAGUAGGGAUCAUAAUAAAAUGUCCAACAUUAUCAAUCAGUUAUUUUUUAGUAGAAAUGAAAAAUUCAUUGCACCAAAAGCUAUUUAGUAACAGUAAUUAUUGAAUUAUCGUAUUUACGUUUAAUCAAUGCACUUAUCAUAAAGGUUGACUAAGCUGGGAUUUAGUCCCACCAA
Molecule: messenger RNA, 6094 nt
Organism: Xenia sp. Carnegie-2017
Lineage: Eukaryota; Metazoa; Cnidaria; Anthozoa; Malacalcyonacea; Xeniidae
Exons: 20
Coding region: 89-5833 (1914 amino acids)
Biological process (GO): negative regulation of gene expression
Cellular component (GO): cytoplasm; nucleus
Molecular function (GO): NAD+ poly-ADP-ribosyltransferase activity; transcription corepressor activity; RNA binding
Source: RefSeq, a predicted model, not a curated record